Molecule: messenger RNA, 450 nt
Organism: Saccharomyces mikatae IFO 1815
Lineage: Eukaryota; Fungi; Ascomycota; Saccharomycetes; Saccharomycetales; Saccharomycetaceae
Gene: BTT1
Product: CCR4-NOT core subunit BTT1
Exons: 1
Coding region: 1-450 (149 amino acids)
Cellular component (GO): nascent polypeptide-associated complex; cytosol
Source: RefSeq, a predicted model, not a curated record
AUGCCUGUAGAUCAAGAAAAAUUGGCUAAACUACACAGGCUAUCAACAGCAAACAAAGUUGGUGGGACCAGAAGGAAAAUUAAUAAAAAGGGUAAUCUAUUCAAUACGAAUGACAAGGAUGAUAGCAAGUUACAAACAGAAUUACAUAAACUACACCCAUUGACGGUUGAAAACGUUGCUGAAGCAAAUUUCUUCAAAAAGAACGGGAAAAUAUUACACUUCAGCAAUACGGUGGUUCAAAUUGCUCCUCAGUGCAACCUCACAAUGAUCCACGGUCAACCAAAAGAAAACACAAUCAAUGGCUUAUAUCCAAGCAUAGCAUCUCAAUUAGGUAGCCAAGAGCUUGAAUAUUUGAUGGAUUUGGCUCACAAGCUAGAAAGUGAACAAACAAUCCUCGAUCAACUCGUUGAGAGAGAUUCCAAAGCAAAAGAUCAAGUAAUGAACAGCUGA